Messenger RNA from Cricetulus griseus (Chinese hamster), 297 nucleotides. Lineage: Eukaryota; Metazoa; Chordata; Mammalia; Rodentia; Cricetidae. The record is from RefSeq and is a predicted model, not a curated record.
AUGAAUCCUACCAGCUUCUUCCUCCUUACUUUGCUCCUGGUUCUGGUGACAGAACCAGCGGUGGGGAGACCCCGUGAAAGAUUUUCACAAACAUCUGAAGACCAAUCUUCUAGUGAAACCUCUGAAAUAACUGCAACAGGGGGCAGCCUCACCGAGGAAGUCUAUGAGGAACGGAAGUAUAAACACACUGGUAACAGUGGUGCCGGUGACAAGAUGAGCUUAUCUGCAGGGGAACUAGAGCGGUCUUAUACAGGGAGAAAGGAAAGGCAACGGUUUGCCCAAGAAAUCGGUAAAUGA